This is a messenger RNA of Aspergillus ochraceoroseus IBT 24754, 2105 nucleotides long. RefSeq lists its product as uncharacterized. The record is from RefSeq and is a predicted model, not a curated record. The transcript is spliced from 3 exons. The coding region runs from base 172 to 2094 and encodes 640 amino acids. Gene Ontology annotation, biological process: L-arabinose metabolic process. Gene Ontology annotation, molecular function: alpha-L-arabinofuranosidase activity. Lineage: Eukaryota; Fungi; Ascomycota; Eurotiomycetes; Eurotiales; Aspergillaceae.
GUCUGAACUGAGGAGAAACCUGGGGGAUAAGAUUCCGAAUGAAGUAUGGGGGGUAUGAAGUUUAGUUUUACUGAGACUGAGGAGGUAUGUAUGAUAUUGACUCGAUGUGGGUGAGUAUAUAUAGUUCGUAGGAACCCUGUCUAUAAAUGGCUUGAAGACACAGCGUCAAAAAUGAUCCUCUCUUACUUUCUUUCAGCGGCUGCUGGUGCAGCUGCAUUGAGUCUGGACAUUGCCUCUUCCGGGGGGAAUCAAUCUAGUUCUUUGCUCUACGGACUCCUUUACGAGGAUAUCUACCACUCCGGCGAUGGGGGUCUUUACGGUGAACUGAUCCGCAAUCGGGCCUUCCAGGGCUCCUCUGCGGACGGUGCUGCCAGUCUAGUCCGCAACACAGACUAUUGGCAUGCAGUAGGAGGAGUUUCCUUGUCAAUCGAUACUUCCUCGCCGACGGUUUCGUCCAGCCUCCCCUACCAGCUGCGUAUGGACGUCCCGGCCGGUGCAGAGGGGACUGUUGGGUUUUACAACGACGGGUUUUGGGGCUUUGAUGUAGCUGCUUCCCAAGACUACAUUGCUAGCCUGUAUAUGCAUGGAAAUUACUCGGGAGUCAUCCAGUGUUCAUUUCGCAGUAGUACAAGUGAUACGGUCCUUGGAUCAACGAAUAUCACGGUGGAUCAGACCUCGUCGGAGGGAUGGGUGCAGACGUUUUCCCCUACUUUCAACCCAACACAGACUGCGGCGGACGCGAACAACACGGUUUAUUUUACCUUUGAUGGGGCACAGCUAGCAGGGGAAAGUCUCUACUUUAAUCUCUUCAGUGUGUUCAAGCAGACCUACAAGAACCGCAGUAAUGGCGUGCGGACGGAUCUUGCAGAGGCACUGGGCGGUCUUGGGACCAAGUAUAUUCGGCUUCCUGGCGGUAACAACAUGGAAGGAUUGGAGUCGCCAUAUUAUUGGAAGUGGAACGAGACGGUUGGUGAUUUGACGGAUCGUCCCGGACGUCUAGGGACCUGGGGCGAUAUCAACACUGAUGGAUUUGGUCUCUUGGAGAUGAUGCAGAUGGCUCAGGAUCUGGGACAGGAGGUGAUUCUGGGGGUUUGGGCGGGACUGUACCUGGAUGGGGAGGUCGUGCCAGAGGCUGACUUGGAUCCGUACAUUGAUUCCGUGAUGGACGAGCUGGAGUUUCUCCUGGGCGACUCUUCUACUACAUACGGCGCUCAACGCGCAGCCCUGGGAUACCCAUCUCCUUUUACAUUGACAUGGAUCGAGAUUGGCAACGAAGACUAUCUAAACGGGGGGACUGACUCGUAUUACGCAUAUCGCUAUCAGGCCUUCUACGAUGCGAUCCACGCCACUUAUCCAUCCAUCAACCUGAUCUCGACCAUUAACCCCAAUCCCGUCACCACAGCCGGCAGUCCCCUUGAUCUGCACAUCUACGGCAACGAGGACUACUUUGUCUCACUCUUUAACACCUUCGACCAAGCCAGUCGGACCUAUCCAGUGUUCAUCAAUGAAUACGCCGCGACCAACACAGGGGGUAAUACGGACGGCCAAGUCGGCGCUCAGACACUGGGUAUGGCCUGCGCCGAGGCAAUCUUCCUCUUGGGCUGCGAGCGGAACUCCGAUGUCGUCGUAGGCUCUGCGUAUGGCGCUCUGAUCAAGAACUACAACGAAGAGCCCGGCACAGUUGCCGUCAUCAAACACACGGCGAACGAGGUCCUCUACACAAUGAGUUACUAUGUCCAGCAACUUUUUGCUGCGCAUAUGGGCACUGCUACUCUCCCCGUGACGGUCACAGACGGGGAACUGGGACCUGUCUACUGGUCGGCCACAACCGAUGGGUCCCAGGCGAUUCUCAAAUUGGUCAAUUACAAUGGGACUACAGGUGCCUCGAACGCGGUACAGAUUACGUUUGAGGGGUCGACGAAGAAUACCGCGACGCUCAUCGCCAUGACAGCUGCGAGCUCUACUAGUGUCAAUAAUUUGCCGUCGAUGGGUGGUGAGGCGAGUACGAUCACAACCACAACACUGACUGGGAGUGAGGGCACAUUCUCAGUUCCGUUUAGCAGCGCGUAUGAAAUUGUUAUUCUGUUAGUGUAGGAGAGUGUUUU